Messenger RNA from Lineus longissimus, 6907 nucleotides. RefSeq names its product tectonic-2-like. The transcript is spliced from 20 exons. Gene Ontology annotation, biological process: cilium assembly. The coding region runs from base 72 to 3611 and encodes 1179 amino acids. The record is from RefSeq and is a predicted model, not a curated record. NCBI's taxonomy places the organism in Eukaryota, Metazoa, Nemertea, Pilidiophora, Heteronemertea, Lineidae.
GGAUGAUAACAUUUUUCGGGUUUUUCUUCCCAAAUAACCAAUAAACUCGAUUUCUCAAGAAAACAGCAAAAAUGCCGAAAACAAGAGCUUACAACCUCGGUGUACUUUUUAUUCUACUCCUGGAAAACACAUUACAUGUAUUAAGUCAAAAUAAUGUUGCUGGUCCAUUUUCAAACACAGGCAGUGUCGUCAUUGACAAGAGCAACCUAGCUUUAUUCACUCUAUCUGGGAAUGCAGCAGGUGGAGGAGUUCCCGUCACCUUAUCAGCUACUGCUAGGUUUGAAAGUGAUGUUGUAGUAACAUGUACAACAGAUGCUGCAACUGUUGUUGGUUACACCAAGCUAACAUUCACUGCCGGUGGUGACAAUAUCACUCAAGCUGCAGCUCCAAAAACAGGAAAUGUGCCAUUUACAAUAAAUGCUCAAGGUGAAGGCCGUCCAGUUCUAGUCACCUGUUCUGGGGUAUCAACACCUGCUGACCCAACACAUAUCCAACAGUUCACCAAGGCAGAAAGUGAUACAGUAUAUAUCCAAGUCACCGAACCUGCCACGGUAAAUUUCUGCACAUCGUCCAUAACAGUUCCAAAUUUAUUCGGGGUUUUAAGUGAUACAUUCAGACUUCAGUUCAGUGAUACAGUCGCAGUGGAUGGUGUAAGCGUCACAUGUAAAACUUGUACAACGUGUCCUGAUGCUCCUUUUGUUGUUGGGACCUCGCUUGCCAUUACAAUUCCAAGCAAAGUUGCUGCAAUAGGGAGUGAUUCUAUUGAUAUGGCCUACAACUGGACAGGUUCUGGGACAAAUGUAGAGAUUCGCUGUGUUGGGGUAUCACAAAAUGCCGGCAACCAAUACCUCCCGGCAACAUCCCUCGGUGUCUCUGCAACUUUCACUUUCGAGAAGGGAUCUAUAAAGCUUCUUCCUGCAGUGCAGCUGGUCAGAUCCAGGAAAUUCCAAUCGCAACUUGUAUUAGACACCGCACUGUCUAACCAGGCGCAAGAAGUGACCUUUGAUUGUACACUGGAGCAGUUCAAUGACACCAGUACCCUUGCAGACGCAGCUCGCAAUCCAAUCUGUCGGGAACUCUCUGUGAUUCGUGUGCCGACAGCAAAUACAACAGCCGCACCAACAGGUGGCCCUACAGUCCCCACUGUUGCUACAACUGCUGCUACCAAUACUGGUACCAAUACAAGCAUACAAUGGACGCUGAAGACACAGAAAUUUAUAUUCAAGGCAGGGCAGCAUUAUAAAACUGUGGAGGCAGAAAGAUCAGCAUGGCCCGCAUCAACUACUGCUGAACUCCUGUUGCUUUCCUGCUGUGCUCCAAGUGGUAGUGACACUAGUCCUAAGUACAUCAACAAGACAGCUGCAGCUAUGGUGUUGAGUUACCUGGAACCAAGUUAUGAGGUUAACGUAACUGCUGCUGCUUUAGCUUCUAGUUCUGUGGAGACUGAGAUUAAAAACCCUGCCUUCGUCAACCUGUCACCAUGUCCCUGUGACCUCCUCAAGGGUGCGUGCGAUGUCAACUGCUGCUGUGAUACAGAUUGUACGGCAGAUAUGAAUAAAACAAUGAUAUGUAUUCCUGGAAUAUUGGGUGGGGAACGGACAAAUGGCCCCGAGGACAGGACUUGCAAGUCAACACGCUAUUACAAGGAGGACUGGUGGAUGGUCAUGUGUGUUUACUAUGAAAACAACGCCUACUUGGGUCUAUACUACAACAACCAGAAAGGAAUUCAGACCAAGCAAACUUAUGCAUCCACUGUACCAGCAAAGCGAUCGGCGUAUUCAUGGGAGGAGAAAGACAAACGAAACCUCGCAGAGAAUGUUGCAGGAAUUGGUUACAAACAAGGCCUGAGUAUUCAAACAAAUGUGCCGGGUUCGAAUGGGAAAGUUGGAAUUCUCACUCUGCCGCAACGUGUCCUGACUGGCCAGUGCCAAAGGACAGCUCCAGUCCAAUACUUGACUGACGGUAACAGUAACUGCAAUAUCAAGAUGACACAGGCAACAUGUGAAGAAGUCGGCGGACCUUUCAAUGCAAGGAGUUAUAUCACGGCUUCAAGCAUCAGCACGCCCCCAUGUCCAAGUUAUCCUGGCGUUAUGAUGCAAUAUGAUGGAACGGCAUACACAACUGUCAGUACGAAUUACUUCUGCACGACCGAUCCUAAUUUGAGGGGAUAUGUAAAAAACUUAGAAGAUGUCCAAACUGUUUCGACACGUUCGUUGUUUUCAACGACAAUUGUAGAUUAUGCGUCAUGUGAAUUCAAUAAACAUGGACAGUUCGUAUGCCCCAAUAGUACUACGGUGACUACCCCUGCUACAGCAGCUCCCACUCGGUGUGCCUAUGAUGAUGGUCUGAAUUUACCCCCAGGACCCACAUUUGAUGUGACCAACAAAAUCUGUAGAAACGCUGUUCUCGAUGUUGAAUACAAGUUUUAUUGGGCUGGGAAAAGGAUUGUCAAUCUGACGGCGAAUUUUAUAAUGGGGGAUGUGCCAGUUGAAAUGUCUUACACCAAAACGGUCAAGACGUAUUCUACAGAUGCGAAUAAUGUCAGCCAAGAAACCCAGACUGUUUCGACUCUGAGUUACCCCUCUGAAGUGACUCAGAAAUACUCCAUCAAAUAUACCCACGAUUACAACUUCACGCUUCUUCAAGAUGCGAAUGUGGAUGCCACAAAUACAACAGGACAGUAUUCACCUAGGUCAGGUUAUCCAGGAUAUGAGUUCGGGAAGCCUAUAAUUGCUGGUAUUGGCUACUAUAACACAACCACCACUGUCACUGAUCCUGUUGACUACAGCCAAGGAAAUGGUAUUUACUACUAUAAAGUUGAUGCAGAUGGACUCUGCACAACUGCUACCAAACAACCGGCUACAUAUGAUGAAGAGGUCUUGAGUAACUGUGCCAUCUACCUGACUGUCGGUGACUUUGAUAACUGUGACGAACUAAGGAAAUCGACGCUACUUCAUUUAGACUCUAUGAUGCCGGCAAACUACCUCAGCCAGAUAGGUUAUGUGGAUGAUUCCAAUACCACAACUGUAGACCAGCACUGGGUGCAGAUAGUAAGGUCUAAUCUUUCAGACACUGUCCUCCCUGUACCUAUGAAUGCAACCGCCCGUAAUGCAUCUAUCGAAGCGCAGAUUCGCCGAACAGGUUAUCCGAACGGUACCCAUGACAUCUUUAAUGUAAUCGACAAGAUCAAAGGGAGAUGUUCCUCCAUUCCGACAGGGAUUCAUAUAUCAAUAUUCUCUGCUUACACUGGGAACAUCAACGGCCGAGAAAUUCAUCGUAUUGUUGGAGCCGCUAUAUCGUACACGCUGUCGACUCUAGAAAUGAGAUGUGUUGGUUCACAGGGCACAGCAUGUAAAAAUAACUCAGCAGAAACUCAGCGCUUUACAAUGACAGCGACAGUUGACUUCUCCGAUGCACCGAGAAACUCUUCAUAUGGUAUCAGGUUACAUCAAUUCCAAGGCAAAUGUUGGGAGGAGAAAUGCAAUUCUCAGUUGUUUUAUCCAUUCACAAAAUACUAUACCCAAGAAUCGUACCAGUAUACGCUAGCUUGGUUUUUGGUUUUCCUACUUUUUCUUGUCCCAACUUUUAUGGUUACUCGUCCGUGGUGGUGAACGCAUAUGCCAUCUACAACCGUCCAUCUCAUAUCAACAAGUUCAACAUGGUGCUUGACUGUCUAUGUACAUGUAGUCCGAGUUAAAAUUAAUGAUGUGUACUGAUUAAAUUUGCCUCCAGAGGAGUGCCUCUUCCAAUGGAAUGGCCAACUUUGCCAAGUAAUGAGGUCUGACUCUGUUGACUCGACAUCAGGGUGCACAUGAUGGUGAAAAAUGACCAGAGUAUGUUGAACAUUUUGUUUCCCCAUGACAGAGACCCACCACUCCUGGCACUUCUCUGGAAAGAGAUCAAUUGACGAUCUUUACAAAGAGAUCGAAAUAUGUGGUGGAAAACUGAAUUGACCCUCGUUUCUGAGCACGUUAGCUGAUGACGUCUAUAAUAUCAUCAACUGCAUUUGUCACUAGCAUGCCUACUUCCAUUUCUUCAACUUCCCAUCAUCUUCUGCAAAGUAGCAAACUUUGGACAUGGUACAGUCCUGAUCAUAUUAAUGUCGACACCUUCUUCAUUCAAUAUCUCACAAACUAGUGCACCAAUUCAAAUGUGGUUUUCAGGAUAUUAUCCAGAAAUCUUGUUUUCUAUUUCAUUAUGGCAGGAAUGCGAAUGCAUGAGUCUUUCAUUGUGUUUAUAUCAGUCAAUUAAAAAAACCCUUACAAAAAACUACUUCGAACUCUUUUGGCCCCCAGGGGGCCAAACGUGAAAACAUGCGUUUUCUCCCUUAAUACUGGUCCGAAAAAUUUGAAAAAAAUAUGGUAGGUACUUCUUGCAAUGCUUCAUCACAUAUCCUCCGGGUUUUUGAUUUGACUUACUUUUCAAGGUCAAAGAGGUCAAAGUCUGUCGGCGGCACUGCCAUUAGACAAUGGCAGCACAUUUUGAAACCGCUUCAGCCAGAGAUCUCAAAUUUGGUACCCCUGGGUAACCGCUACUCAGAGACCGAAUCGUGGCAUCAUACUCUUCACGGUUUGGCCACCAGGGGGCCAAAAGUCAAAAGUGAAAAUAUGAGAUUGCUCCCUUAUUACUGGUCCGAAAAAUUUGAAAAAAAUAUGGUUGUACUUCUAGCAAUGGUGCAUCAUAUAUCCACCGCGUUAUUUUUCUGACCUACUUUUCAAGGUCGUCUGGCGGCACCGCCGUUGGAGAACGGUGGCAUGUUUAGUAACCGCUUUAGCCAGAGAUCUCAAAUUUGGUACAAAUGCACCCCUGGGUAACCCCUACUCAGACACCAAAUCGUGGCAUCAUAUGAUUCACGGUUUGGCCACCAGAGGGCCAAACGUCAAAAGUGAAAAUAUGCCAUUGAUCGCUUAAUACUGGUCCGAAAUUUUUUUAAAAAAUAUGGUAGGUACCUCUAGCAAUGAUACAUCAUAUAUCGUCUGCAGUUUUUUUAUCUACUUUUCAAGGUCCCUUGGCCCAUUUCAUUUGUCAGUAUUCUUAUAAUUUUGUGUUUUAUUAUUGUUGCGAAAAAUAUUUCAAAAAAAGUUUGAACUUAAAAAGUUUUUUGUAAGGGUUUUUUAAAUGGCCGCUUACAUAAUGACGCACUCAUUUGGUAUGAAUUCACAGCAGAUUCAUACCAUCCAUCUUGAAUGUCGGCAUUAGCCAGGAGUCCUGAGACCGUCUGCUUGCAGGGUGGUUUCCGAAUAGUCAUGUGCCUUUACAUUGUAUUUAGUUGGUACUACAUCAUUCCUCCAGAAAUCCGUGUGUCUAAAGGGUCCUUUGUAAGUGAUAUAUAAUCUGUCACCAGGAUCAUUGUAGGAGACUUCCAAUUGUUUAGAGUGAAUGAUGCAGACAAAUGCAGUCACAUUAAAAAACACAUACAGCUUAAAAACACAACCAAACCCAUUUACAUAUAGGUUUUUUUUUAUUUUGAAAUAAUUUUUUUAUUGCUUGUAGAAUAUUUAUUUGGUUGUUUGUAUGUUAUGAUACAUUAUGUUCAUGCAUGAUAGGAUGUACAUUAUAUGAUACUGUAAACCCGGAAAAUUUUGCACGCCUUUAUUUUCCCAUUUACGGGUAAUUGUGAAAAUAUAUGCCCUUGAAAAAGAAAUUCUAACAGAGAAGUUGUCAAAAUAUGCAAUUUCACAAAACUGCAAAAUCGAAUGAUCGAGAAUAUUCCGGGUUUAGAGUAUAAGACUAGUGAGUGUAGUAAUUUAUCCCACACCUUGGAUGUGACUAGCUGUGUUUUAUAUGAAAUUAGGUUUUUUUUCCACAGUACUUCAAAGAAUACUAUUGUAAAUGUUGAAUGAUGUGUAAUUUUAGCUGGAGAUGAUAUGCUAGUAGGUCAUAGCUGGUCCUGUAUUACUCUGGUAGCAUUAUCAGUUGACAUACAUGUAAUCACUGUAUUGCUAGUUGGAGAGUUUAGUUCCUUUAGUUUGAGGUGACAAUUUCAUUCUUCUUAACCUCUUGAAUCCCGAAACUUGAAAAUCCCCGGAUCCCAGGGUGGUCAUGGGGUUGCGAAAUUAGAUCUGACUUUCAGGAUGUAUAGCACCCGCAAAAGUCCGGUACCGAGGCGCCAUCUACCCAGGCAUGCUCUAACUGACCCUACUGUACAUCAAACACGCUAAAACAAGCAAUAAGCUAGCGUCGCAGCUCAAGGGAAUAAAAAUGUCACUGAGACCGACCUGUGGGAAAAAACGUUAUUUCAAAAUGACCGUCUGGUCGGUCACUGGGAUUCAAGAGGUAUAUUUUAUACUGUAAGUUAUUUGAAGAUAGCGUAAAGUACAUCUAUUCAAUGUCGGCAAGAAGAAAAUACUUUAUUUCCUCUUGAUGUUGGCCAUAGCAAAUUAAGAAGUAGAGCCUAUUUGAGAUUUCAUGUAUAUGUAUUGCAGCAUCCUCAAGGUCUUUGGUAUAUGGUCAAGAAAUGAGUUUUUCUUCAAUUUGCACAAAAUUGUGACAAGAAUAUUGUCAAAAUGUCACUGACCCAUGUAUGAUACAAGAUUACCAUAAAUAGAAGGCCUCGCAGAAGGUAGAAAGUAGUUGGAAUCACUAUACAGUAGAUUCUCUCUAAUAAGGACACCCUUGGAACUGACUGGUGCUGUCCUUUAUACAGAUGUGUCCUGAUUACUGAGGUCAUAUUGAACUUGAAUGACCAAAUUUGCACCAAAAAAUACAAUGUAAAGAGGGUGUGAUAAUUACAGAGGUGUCUGCAAAGGGAGAUUUCACUCCAAGACUUUUCUCCAUUUAUGGCUGAUUAGUAUUGAAGUGUCAAAAAGGGUCUUGCAGGUUUUAUAGAAAGCAUGGUAUUCUUAUCAUGCCUAGAUAUUUUUUGAUACAUACAUUGUAUUGUGCAUAUAAAGCCUUUACAAUAAAA